Messenger RNA from Eremomyces bilateralis CBS 781.70, 2678 nucleotides. RefSeq names its product PMT-domain-containing protein. NCBI's taxonomy places the organism in Eukaryota, Fungi, Ascomycota, Dothideomycetes, Eremomycetales, Eremomycetaceae. The transcript has 4 exons. Bases 175 to 2397 code for a protein of 740 amino acids. Gene Ontology annotation, biological process: protein O-linked glycosylation via mannose. The record is from RefSeq and is a predicted model, not a curated record. Gene Ontology annotation, molecular function: dolichyl-phosphate-mannose-protein mannosyltransferase activity. Gene Ontology annotation, cellular component: endoplasmic reticulum; membrane.
UCUUCCUUCUAUUCGACCUUCACCUUUUCGAUUUCCUUCGUCACGCUCUCUAAUUCAUCUAUUCUCCCCUUCUCUUUCCCCAUGCUGCGUUGAGCAGCAACCGGGCUUCGACUUCUUCCUUCAAUCCGAUUUUCUUAGAUCAUCCCGGCAGACUUUCAAGUUCGCCCUUCGACGAUGGCGUCGAGCUCGCAAGCUUACACGAGCGGCGCGGCUGGCGCAGAUAAUGAGUUGCGGAGACGACAGGUGGGAGGUGCGUCACAGCAUGCCACCGCGGUGGUAGACCGUAAGGAGGAGGAGAAAUCGAAACAGCAGGGCUUUAGCAUCCUACGGUUCCUCGAUGAGUGGGAGUUCCUGAUUGCUCCGCUGAUAUUCACCGGUUUUGCGUUCUUUACGCGGAUGUGGAAGAUUGGUCUUUCACCCAUCGUGACGUGGGACGAGGCACAUUUCGGGAAGUUCGGCUCACAUUACCUCAAACGCGAAUUCUACUUCGACGUACAUCCCCCGCUUGGCAAGAUGCUUGUUGGUCUCUCUGGCUACAUGGCCGGCUACAACGGUUCCUUCGAAUUCAAAUCCGGCGAGACGUACCCCGAAGAAGUCAACUACACGUUCAUGCGACUCUUCAACGCCACGUUCGGAGCCCUCUGCGUUCCUCUCGCCUAUUACACUGCCAAGGCGCUGAACUUCCGACGCGCAACCGUCUGGCUCGUCACGCUGGCAGUUCUAUGUGAGAACUCGUACACGACGAUCAGCAGGUUUAUCUUACUGGACUCGAUGCUGCUGUUCUUCACGUUCACGACGGUCCUGUGCUGGGCGAAGUUCCAUCAAUAUCGGCGUGACCCGUUCAGCCCGGAGUGGGGCCUGUGGUUGAUGCUGACCGGCGUGUCGAUCGGCUGUGUCUGCAGUGUGAAAUGGGUUGGGUUUUUCUGCACCGCGUUGGUUGGCCUAUAUACCAUCGAGGACCUAUGGAACAAGUUCGGGGAUACCAAGAUGCCCAAAGUCGAGUUCGCGGCGCAUCUUGGGUUCCGGGUUUUCGGCCUGAUCCUCAUCCCCACGAUGGUCUACAUGUUCUCCUUUUACAUCCACUUCCUCGUCCUUGAGAACAGCGGGCCGGGCGAUGCUCAAAUGAGCUCCCUCUUCCAAGCCAACCUCCGGGGCACCGAAGUCGGAAAAGAUAGCCCGCUCGAAGUCGCCAUCGGUUCUCGCGCCACGCUCAAGAAUAUGGGCUACGGUGGUGGUCUCCUCCAUUCUCAUGUCCAGACUUAUCCUGAGGGCUCUUCCCAGCAGCAGGUCACCUGCUACCACCACAAGGACGCCAACAAUGACUGGUUCUUCUACCCCAACCGCCACGAACCCGAAUACGACCAGGAAGCCGAGAUCAAGUUCAUCGGCAACAACGACAUCAUCCGCCUGAUCCACGCGCAGACAGGCCGUAACCUGCACUCGCAUACCGUUGCUGCGCCCGUUACGAAGGCCGAUUGGGAAGUCUCGUGCUACGGCAACACCACUAUCGGUGACACCAAGGAUCACUGGAAAAUCGAAGUCGUCGAUGAUGCGUCGUCGAGGGACUACACCAAGAUCCGGACGCUCACCACCGCGUUCCGUCUGAAGCAUGUCGACCUGGGCUGCUAUCUCCGCGCAGGCAAUGUCAACCUGCCGCAGUGGGGUUUCAAGCAAAUCGAAACUACCUGUGUGAAGGAGAAUAAGCCCCGAGAUGUGUUCACGCACUGGAAUAUUGAGUCGCACGUCAACGAGAGGUUGCCGGCGGGCGAUCCGGGGUCAUAUAAGUCUCCGUUCUUCCGCGACUUUGUCCAUUUGAACGUGGCGAUGAUGACGUCGAACAACGCGCUGGUCCCCGAUCCAGACAAGCAAGAUGAUCUUGCGUCAAUGUUCUGGAAAUGGCCGAUCCUCGGAGUUGGUCUCCGGAUGUGUGGUUGGGAUAGUCAUAUCGUCAAAUACUUCCUCCUCGGCAACCCGCUCGUCUACUGGGGCAGCACUGCUAGUCUCGGCAUCUUCGGCCUCCUCGUCGCUUGGUACGUCAUCCGCUGGCAGCGCGGCUACAAAGAGCUCUCCCAGCGCGAAAUGGACCACAUCCACUACGCCGGCCUCUACCCGGUCAUCGGCUGGUUCCUCCACUACCUCCCCUUCAUGAUCAUGGGCCGCGUCACCUACGUCCAUCACUACUACCCCGCGCUCUGGUUUGCGAUCCUUACCGCCGGGUUCUGCGUCGAUUGGGCGACGUGGCGGCUGGCCAAGUGGCAGUGGGUGGUGUAUUUCCCACUGUACGUCGCGGUGGUCGGGUUGUUCUAUCUGUUUAGGGCGAUUUGCUUUGGGAUGGAGGGAGAUAGUGCGCAGUGGAAGCAUCUGAAGUGGUUCCAAUCCUGGCGCAUCACGGAUUAGUGUGGCUUUCGGCAGUUUGUGGUUGGGUAUGCAUGAUUGCUUGGGGAAGAAGAUGAUGCUACAGGAGAUGACUCUACAGGUGGUCUGGAAAAAACCGCUUGGGCACAAGAUGGACGGGACGUUUGUGUACGGGUCUGUAUCAACACUGGGCAUGUCAACGGGUUUAAAAGGUCAAGGGCGCCUAGGUUUGAGCAUUUCCACUUUGCUUUGCCUUUCAUAUGAGCAUGUGAGUCCUUGUGGAUUAUAUCUCUUUUAACACACUACUAUAUCUAAUUGCAUCC